Molecule: messenger RNA, 4319 nt
Organism: Pecten maximus
Lineage: Eukaryota; Metazoa; Mollusca; Bivalvia; Pectinida; Pectinidae
Product: sulfate transporter-like
Exons: 3
Coding region: 1261-3306 (681 amino acids)
Biological process (GO): transmembrane transport
Cellular component (GO): membrane
Molecular function (GO): bicarbonate transmembrane transporter activity; sulfate transmembrane transporter activity; oxalate transmembrane transporter activity
Source: RefSeq, a predicted model, not a curated record
UGAAAGUAUUCUCGCGGCGUGAAGGGUACUAUCGGCUCUUUGAUGAAAUAUACUGGACGUGAUUUUCCGUUGAAUGUAGAUAGCGAUGGCAGGGUAUUCUACAAUAACGAAGCAUGGAUCAAUAAAUCGCAUGACAAAGCUGAAAAUGACUCGGCGAGAUGUGCAGUAACCUAGUUUGAGAAACUGCCUAGUAUAAUGAUUACUACAUACAUAUGUAGUCUACUUGGAGAAAGGACGAAUCGAAGACAUUCCGCGGAGAGUUGAUGGUCGGAGACAUACAGACUGAAGGUUAAUUAGCCAAACAAAGCCAGGUUCCAAACAUGCUGAGGGAUGUAGAUCUGUUUACAGAACAGAUCUCUAAGGCAGAAACUAACACCGGAUAUCCGGCAUUUUAUUUGUAAAGCCAGAAUUCACUAAAAAAUGUUUUGGUUCAAGCUUGUUAGACUUGAGUAGAAAAAGAAAUUAGUUCUGAACACGAAACGAAAAUUAACACGUGUAUGUAUCUCCUUAUAAAUGUACAUCAAUAUGUAUAAAGCCCAAAUGUUCAUUACUGAUAUCUAUCUUUCGAUCCUUAGAUUCAUACAAGAAAGAACCAGUUUCACGAUGUUGUUUAUUAAUUAGGAGACGAUUACAAUUUCCAGAACACAUGGUCGUAUUCUUGUGUUUUAUAAGGAAUCUCCGUGCAAUUCCAUAUAUACAUAUAUAUGUGUGUUUGUGUGUGUGUGUUUGUGUGUGUGUGUGUGUUUGUGAGCGUUCUUGUAUGCGUGCGUGCGUCACGAAAUUCAUGUUAGUAUAACUUACGAAAUUCAUGUUUAAAUCUAUUAUUCGCUUGUGUUUAUUUUACCAAUUCGUUUACCAUUGGAGUAAAAAUGUCUUCAACAACAAAACACACGACUGUUUAACGUCAAUACUGAGCCGUUAUUAAGACUGGAUUGAGGUAGAGCACUUAUAUAUAUACCGUAUAUAGCCACUGAUUAUAAAACCGAGUAAGCGCUGAGCUUUUGAUACGUUAUCACCAAUAACUCAUCAGUGUCAGGUACUAGGACAACACAAUCCUACUUAGUACUUAUCACCAGUAAGUACGGAAUUAUGUGUGUGGUAAGGAAGCGGUGAGGAUACUAUAUACUCUAUGGUGCACCAAGGACUACCGGACAAAUCUGACUACAAUAGUACCACAGAACGAUUGGAAUAUGUAAACUGCAGAUAGUAUGUAAUGGACAUUUAACAGGCAUACCAUUACCUGUCAUAUCUGAUAAAACAAUGGAGGACGAGGAGUCGCUCUUGGCUACUUCUGAGAAGAGGAUAGAUGUGACACGAUUCCUACAUACCCAGAAACAAAUCCAGGAUGAAUAUGGGAUGGAGGAGGUUAACGUGUCAUGGAAGGACAGACUGAGAGAUAAGUGCACAUGUACGGGAACAAAAUGUCUAGGUAAAUGUUUAUCUUACAUCCCAAUAAUUAACGUUAUAAGAACGUACAAACUAAGGGAAUACAUCAUCGGCGAUAUCCUAAGUGGAAUUACCGCUGCGUGUUUGCAUUUCCCACAAGGACUUGCAUUCGGAAUCCUCGCCUCUCUUGCCCCGGCGUUUGGCUUAUACACCUCCUUCUUUCCCAUCAUACUUUAUAUGUUGUUUGGGACAUCCCAUCAUAUAUCGUUCGGUACGAACGCUGUCAUAGCCCUUUUUACAGCGGAAAUGGCCGAGGGUCAAGUCAGGGGUCUUGUACGGCAGGCAGGUGUAGGGAACGUGACGGAAAAUGGCACGCAAAUUGUUGAAGGACUUGAUGACGCCGCCAUCAUAGAUAUCAAAGUAAUGACAGCUUCCGGAGCAUCUCUAAUUGUAGGGAUUGUGCUUCUUGCUAUGGGUAUAUUACGGUUAGGAUUUCUCACCUCGUAUUUAUCUUCAUCCUUUAUCCACGCGUUCGUGUGUGCAAGUGCAGUUCACAUCGCAUCAAGUCAAAUUCCGAAAGCGCUGGGUAUAUCUAUCCCGUCAUUUACUGGAGCAGGGAAACUGGUUCGGUCAUACAUAGAAAUAUUCAAAGCAAUUCCACGGAUCAAUGUCGCUUCGCUCAUCAUCACAAUCCUGUCGAUGACAAUCUUACUGUUAGUGAAGGAAUGCAUCAACAAACGGUUCAAGGACAAGAUGAAAAUGCCAAUUCCCAUAGAUCUUAUCCUUAUUGUUGUCGCUACCAUCAUAUCUCACUUUGCAAAAUUCAAAGAAAACUUCGAAGUGCCUAUAGUUGGUAACAUUCCUAGUGGAAUACCGGCCCCUCGCGUACCAGUUCUCUCCUCUGAUUACAUUGGAACAGCUAUCAUAGUUGCCUUCUUGGUGUUUGUCCUGUCAAUUGCAAUGGCGCGGACCUGCGAACUAAAACAUGACUACCAAAUUGAUGACAACCAAGAACUUGUUGCUUAUGGAAUCUCCAAUUUGGGUAGUUCAUUUUUCCAAUGUUUUCCUUCAUGUACUGCACCUCCCCGAACAAUGCUUCUGAGUUUGAUGGACGCGAAAACAACAUUGAACGGUUUGUUUUCAGCACUGGUUAUGCUGCUUGUGCUGAUGGUGGUUGGACAGCUGUUCGAGUCGCUUCCGCUUCCUGUUCUUUCUUCUAUGGUCAUCAUUGCUGUCAAAGAUCUCAUCCUACAUGUGACCGAACUACCAAACUUCUGGAGAAUAAAUAGAUAUGAUUUCAUUAUCUGGAUGGGAACCUGUCUUUGUGGUGUGUUAAUCGAUAUCCCAUACGCCCUUUACGUCGGUGUCGGACUUGGACUGAUAACGAUAGUCGUACAAGGUCAAAAAUCUGCUAGUUAUACACUUUCUUCUCCUAAGGACGAGGAUAUAUAUUUAGAUUCUUCUAUGCAUAAUAAUCUUCAUCAACUACCAAAUAUACGUAUCUUCCGAAUGGAAGCAUCACUGUAUUUUGCAACUUCGGCAAUAUUCAAACGAUUGUUAUACAAGGAAGUUUGUGAUCCAAGACAGAUUGCUAAAUCGAUGGAAAUGGAAAAUAAAAAUGGAUCUGAACAUAAUGAAAAUGGAGGAGAUGGAAAAGCUAAGAAAUCGCAUCAACAAACAAUCAAAUACUUGGUAAUUGACUGUUCACUCGUAAGUUACAUCGAUAUGAACGGAAUGAAAGUGUUAACACAGAUCAACAAGGAAUUCCGAAAAGCGAAUAUCACAGUUGUCUUAGCGAGGUGUUCACGAUAUAUGUUAAAGAGUCUAGAGACAGAAAUGCUCUCGGAGGUAUUCACUGACAGCAGAGUGUUUCUGGAUCUCUACGACGCUGUGUACGCGUGUGAACAUUCAUUGGUCUAGGGGAAAGUUUGUGUGUUAUAACCCAAUGAUCAAGGGUGAAAUAGUAGUACUACUAACUGGUUGUCUGUAGUUUCGAGAAGCUAGAUAUAACAUUCUGAACCAUUGUACAAAAGACAUGAAUAUCGUCAUCUUUCAGUUGGAGAGUUAGAAUCUGAUACAGUCAAAUAAUGAGUCCAACUGCACCACACAGCUGUUCCUUUCUUCUAGGACUUGUCAGUGGUGUCUGAAUAGUUUAUACCUAGGAGGCGAUGGAGGGACCUCAAAAUAGGUCCAAUGAAAUGCUAGCAGUCUGGAUGAGGAGAUGAUAUUGCCCCAUCAUUCAAUAAUUUUAAUAAUCUAUAAUAAUCAAUGUGAUAUUUUAUUCAUAAACGUGCCGCUACUGUAUCUAACUAAAUUAAAACGUGGCAUGGUUAUGGAAAACCUCGGGGACUAAUGUCCACCAGCAGUGUCUAUCACCUGUAUGGUAAACCUUGGAGACUAAUGUCCACCAGCAGUGAAAUAUAAAAUAAAGUUCCUUCGCCGUUUCGGGACAGAGAUAGCUCAGUCGGUUAAAACAUUUGCCUCCUAAAAUUCUGAGGAAGAUAGGAUUUCGGCAGCUGAUGUUUCUCGCAAAGCUAAAUCGAGAUCAAAUCCAAGUGAUGAUACUUUUUAAAAUGGUUAUACAAUUAUUGAUGACACAUGUACACGCAAACACGUCAAACUUCAAUAUGGCACAAAGAGUUGUAUAGUCCGUCAUGAUGAAGGUUACAAUACUUUAGUUUUUAGAAUCCUAGAUAUCUGUAACACGUUUCUUACAUGUAGUAUGAAAAAGGUGCUUAUGUACAUAAGUAGACAACUAUGUAUGACAGUAUAUUGUUAAUAUUGAAUGUUUAGAAGGUUGCUUUAAAAGAUUGUCUUUAUACAAAAAAGACAAUGUAGCUUUGACAUGUUUAAUGCGUAGGUUAGAUAUUUCAUAUUCAUUAUUUUGUUAGCUACUUUAUUAAUUGCUUAAUUAAAUACUAUAUGAUUAUAAA